Messenger RNA from Aspergillus uvarum CBS 121591, 1378 nucleotides. Its product is annotated as malate dehydrogenase. Gene Ontology annotation, biological process: tricarboxylic acid cycle. Bases 294 to 1031 code for a protein of 245 amino acids. The transcript is spliced from 6 exons. NCBI's taxonomy places the organism in Eukaryota, Fungi, Ascomycota, Eurotiomycetes, Eurotiales, Aspergillaceae. Gene Ontology annotation, cellular component: cytoplasm. Gene Ontology annotation, molecular function: L-malate dehydrogenase (NAD+) activity. The record is from RefSeq and is a predicted model, not a curated record.
GUCCCACUAUUUCGAUGAUUGUUCUCUCAACCGAGCCAUUUACUCUCGACUGACAGCUAUUCCUCUACUAUUCGGCUGUGUAGCCCUUGUCUCUCCUGUUGAAGACUUCUCCGCUGGUUGACGAACUCGCCCUGUACGAUGUUGUUAACACUCCGGGUGUCGCUGCCGAUCUGUCCCACAUCUCUUCUGUUGCUAAAAUCACUGGCUAUUUGCCGAAGGAUGAUGGCCUGAAGCAUGCCCUGACUGGAGCUGAUAUCGUUGUCAUCCCUGCUGGAAUUCCACGCAAGCCUGGAAUGACCCGCGAUGAUCUUUUCAAGAUCAACGCUGGUAUUGUGCGCGACCUUGUCAAGGGCAUUGCCGAGUUUUCCCCCCAGGCGUUCAUUCUGAUCAUCUCUAAUCCCGUCAACUCAACGGUUCCCAUUGCCGCAGAGGUACUCAAGGCCGCUGGCGUCUUUGACCCCAAGCGCCUCUUCGGUGUGACUACCCUGGAUGUUGUACGCGCGGAGACUUUUACCCAAGAAUUCACGCGCCAGAAGAACCCAUCUGCUACCAAGAUCCCAGUUGUGGGUGGCCACUCUGGUGAAACCAUUGUCCCUCUGUUCAGCAAGGCUACGCCCGCCUUCCAGAUCCCAUCAGACAAGUAUGAUGCCUUGGUCAAUCGUGUUCAAUUUGGUGGAGAUGAGGUUGUCAAGGCUAAGGAUGGCGCUGGAUCUGCGACUCUCUCUAUGGCUUUUGCUGGUUUCAGAUUUGCCGAGAGUGUGAUAAAGGCUUCCCAGGGCCAGACAGGCAUCGUCGAGCCCACAUUUGUGUAUUUGCCUGGAGUUGCCGGUGGUGACGAGCUUGUCAAGGCUACAGGCGUCGAGUUUUUCUCUACUCUUGUGGCUCUUGGGGCGAAUGGAGCAGAGGAGGCUUUUAAUGUCUUGGAUGGAAUCACCGACCAGGAGAAGAAGCUUCUUGAGGCUUGCAACAAGGGCCUGAAAGGCAACAUCGAAAAAGGCAUCGACUUCAUCAAGAAUCCUCCACCAAAGUAAAUUCGUCCAUCCCCGCGCAUCAUUUACAAGUUUUCCAUCCGCUAGUCGAUGUUUUGUUGAUACCGUACACUUGUCUCCUCCCUGAGAGGCACCUUUCGGUUGAUUCGCUCGUCGUUCACGGACACGGUAAUGGAUAGAGUAUCGCUGAUCGUUGUCAUUCCUUGAAGAUAGGCUCUGAAGGAAGAAGUAGAGGACAAAUUCUCACAGCAGUCGUGGAAGCUGUUCAAACUAGUACUAUGACUUUGGGGUAUGAGAAAUGUGCACCAUACAAUUAAGCAUCAUGUAUAUCUGUGCGUCGAUUUUCACUUUGGUAGCAUGCGGUAGUCGGUUGAUCUGUAGGUUAAUGG